Messenger RNA from Penicillium cinerascens, 723 nucleotides. RefSeq names its product SNARE domain protein. Gene Ontology annotation, cellular component: membrane. Lineage: Eukaryota; Fungi; Ascomycota; Eurotiomycetes; Eurotiales; Aspergillaceae. Bases 1 to 723 code for a protein of 240 amino acids. The record is from RefSeq and is a predicted model, not a curated record. Gene Ontology annotation, biological process: Golgi vesicle transport. The transcript has 3 exons.
AUGGAGCACGCAGAUCCCUUUCUCCAAGUCCAAGCGGACGUCCUGUCAACACUACAAUCCAGCCGUCCCCUCUUCUCCUCAUAUCUCCGCAUCCGCUCCUUAACCAAGAAUCCGUCAAACCCCGAGCUCAAACAAGCGCGAUCAGAGCUCGAAAGCACAAUAUCAGAGCUCAGCGCCGACCUAGACGAUCUCGUCGAGAGUGUCCGCGCCAUCGAACAAGACCCGUACCGCUUCGGUCUGGAGCUGGAAGAGGUGCAACGCCGACGCAAACUAGUCGAUGAUGUCGGUGCUGAGGUCGAGAAGAUGCGCGAGGAGCUACAAGCGGCUGUUUCCCAUGCGCCGGAGCCAGACCUGCCUAACCCUACAGAGUUCGAUGCUGCACUUGAUGAGGAGGAGCGUGGUGGAGAUGAUUACUAUGCUUCUAUGGAACAGCAGCGGCAGUCGGAGUUGAUGCAUGAGCAGGACGAGCAGCUGGAUGGUGUCUUUCGCACUGUUGGGAACUUGAGGCAGCAGGCUAAUGAUAUGGGUCGCGAGUUGGAGGAUCAGGCGGUUAUGAUUGAUGAGGUUGAUACGUUGGCAGACCGCGUGGGCGGUAAAUUGACCAACGGCAUGACACGCAUUCGACAUAUUGUGCGCAAGAAUGAGGAUACAUGGUCUUCCUUUUGCAUAGCGGCGCUAAUCUUUGCGCUCGUCCUAUUAUUAAUACUCGUUAUCGUCCUGUGA